UCAAAGACUGGCACAGCGGGCAGGACUCCGGGCAGCGGCACAUCGGGCUGGACUCCGGGCAGAGGCACAUCGGGCUGGACUCCGGGCAGAGGCACACCGGGCAGAGGCACAUCGGGCUGGACUCCGGGCAGAGGCACAUCGGGCUGGACUCCGGGCAGAGGCACAUCGGGCUGGACUCCGGGCAGAGGCACAUCGGGCAGGACUCCGGGCAGAGGCACAUCGGGCAGGACUCCGGGCAGAGGCACAUCGGGCUACCAGGAGAAGCGGCAGGCACUGGGCCCCCGGGCGGAGCGGCAGGCACCGGACCCCCGGGCGGGGCGACAGGCACCGGACCCCCGGGCGGGGCAA
This is a messenger RNA of Staurois parvus, 348 nucleotides long. The record is from the annotation of a GenBank genome assembly. NCBI's taxonomy places the organism in Eukaryota, Metazoa, Chordata, Amphibia, Anura, Ranidae.